Messenger RNA from Tarenaya hassleriana, 748 nucleotides. RefSeq names its product ethylene-responsive transcription factor WIN1-like. Gene Ontology annotation, biological process: regulation of DNA-templated transcription. Bases 6 to 563 code for a protein of 185 amino acids. The transcript has 2 exons. Gene Ontology annotation, molecular function: DNA-binding transcription factor activity; DNA binding. The record is from RefSeq and is a predicted model, not a curated record. Lineage: Eukaryota; Viridiplantae; Streptophyta; Magnoliopsida; Brassicales; Cleomaceae.
GAGAAAUGGUACAGACGAAGAAGUUCAGAGGUGUCAGGCAACGCCAUUGGGGUUCUUGGGUCGCUGAGAUUCGUCAUCCACUUCUGAAAAGGAGGGUGUGGCUGGGAACGUUCGAGACUGCCGAGGAGGCCGCCAGGGCUUAUGACGAGGCCGCUGUGCUCAUGAGCGGCCGCAACGCCAAGACCAACUUCCCCGUCCCACACAACGACAACAACUCCUUCGAUGGCAAAAUCGACAUUUCGUCAUCAUCAUCGUCGUCUAAACCUUCCCUCUCUUCCAUCCUGAGUGCCAAACUCAAGAAAUGCUGCAAAUCUCCAUCACCUUCACUCACUUGCCUUAGGCUCGACAACGAGAAUUCUAAUAUUGGGGUGUGGCAGAAACAUGCUGGCCCAAAGUCCGACUCCAGUUGGGUCAUGACGGUGGAACUCGGCCCCAGAGCCAACGUUUCCGCCGCCUCGCAGGAGGCCGGAGCUUCGGAGGCGGCUGCAAUGGAGGCCGGUGGGUUGGAUGAGGAGGAGAAGGUUGCUUUGCAGAUGAUAGAGGAGCUCCUCAAUGGAAACUAAUCCAUUAUAUCAUCAGCUUGCCAUGUCUCGAUGAUAUAUAUCCCAAUAAGUAUAUCCAUUAGUUAUACCUUAAGUAACAAUAUUUAUAUACGAACGUUUAUGUGUUUGUUAGUUAUGUUCGUUCCAUACAUACAUAUGAAAGCUACUCGACAUGUAAUGUUGUAUUAGUGACCACAAAAAUCUUC